GUCAGUUCAAGUAGGGUUAAUGAUUCUGCUCAUCAAUGUUUUUAUUUUAGGUAGCCGCAUAACAAUGCGCUUGCUUUUAUCAGUUCUUUUAUUUGCUGGACUCUGUUUGUCAAAGCCAGCUGUCGUUGGAUGGACUAAGCUACAGUCUCCUAUCCAAAAUCUUUCUAACUAUCAAGAAAGUGGUCUAAAACAUCUUUGGGACAUGUUUGUCAAAGAAUUUAGUCACAUUCCCACGAUGCAAUCCUUCCAAAAUUUCGCAUCUAAUGUCGCCCGAAUGUGGGAGCAUCUAAAGCAGCCAUCUUCCUUCAUAAUGGGCAUCAACAAGUUCUCAGCCAUGAGUGUAUCUGAAUACAACAAAUACCUUGGAUAUCGUUAUAACACAAGCAAAAUGUCUGGGAUCAUACCUCGACACUCCUAUCGGAAGUUAGCCAGAUAUGCCCCUUUGCCUGAAUCUGUGGACUGGCGUUGGAAAGGCCGUGUGACAAAGGUAAAGGAUCAGGGUCAAUGCGGCUCAUGCUGGGCGUUUUCCGCCAUCGGUGCCAUUGAAGGACAAUAUCAACGCGCAGAGAAUAAACUUGUCAGUUUCUCUGAACAACAGCUCAUCGAUUGCAGUUUCAACUUUGGAAACAUGGGCUGUAACGGUGGCUUAAUGGAUUACGCCUUCACUUACGUUAAGGAAGCGGGUGGCGUUGAACGGGAGGAGGACUACCCCUACGUUUCAGGAGUCACUCACGAAGCCAACGAAGCCUGCGCUUUCCAAAGCUCUAAAGCAGUAGCCAAGGUGACUGGACUCAUUGACAUUGCGUCUGGCAGCGAAGAGGUGUUGAUGGAGGCUCUCGCCUUCAACGGCCCCAUAUCAGUCGCCAUAAACGCCGCACCAACCUCCUUUAUGAUGUACCAUGAAGGUAAGUAA
Molecule: messenger RNA, 913 nt
Organism: Mesocestoides corti
Lineage: Eukaryota; Metazoa; Platyhelminthes; Cestoda; Cyclophyllidea; Mesocestoididae
Source: the annotation of a GenBank genome assembly